Seriola dumerili (greater amberjack) is the source of this 3551-nucleotide messenger RNA. RefSeq names its product endothelin converting enzyme 1 (gene ece1). The coding region runs from base 407 to 2707 and encodes 766 amino acids. Gene Ontology annotation, molecular function: metalloendopeptidase activity. Gene Ontology annotation, biological process: peptide hormone processing. The transcript is spliced from 18 exons. Lineage: Eukaryota; Metazoa; Chordata; Actinopteri; Carangiformes; Carangidae. Gene Ontology annotation, cellular component: plasma membrane. The record is from RefSeq and is a predicted model, not a curated record.
GUGCCGUGUUAGCACUGACUAGGCUGAGGAGGAAGUUCCAGCCUUGGAAGAAGUCACACAGGACCCACAAGGAGAUUUUACAAGGUCUUUCAGGAGGAGGUUGUUGUUGCUGUGACGUCCCCCCCCCCCCCCCCGGGGGUAUCUGCCAGACGCCGUGGGGGCUCUGAGAGGUGUUGUUGGUGCUGAAAGGGGGCAGAGACAUGCUUGUGAAAGAGGACUGACACACUCUUUGUAACCACACUCAGUGUAUGAGUGAAAGAGCUCCAACCAGACAAACCAGAUUCCUCCUGAUGGAUUUCAGAGGGAAAUUCUACCCUGAAGCCCCAGAGACUGCUGAGGAAUAGAUGUCACUCACAAAACACUCUCACACACACGUCAGUGGGAGAGGAGAGGUGCUUGAAGGAGCAUGGAAGCACUGAGAGAGUCUUUUCUGCAUUUGACUUUUCAGAUGUCAUCGUAUAAACGAGCCACGCUGGAUGAGGAAGACCUGGUGGACUCCACCGGUGACGACAUCUACCCAUCUUCACCCUUGCAGGUAACUCUGCUGCACGGCCGUGGUCACACAUGUUGUCCACAGAGGACACAAAGAGAGAAGAGGGUGCUGCUUUUAGUGUGUGUCGUGUCUGUGGGCCUGUUUAUAUCUCUCAUCACGACUGGGGUCUUCUACAAACAGACUCACCCUGGCUUGUGCUUAACGGAGCCAUGCAUUACUGUGGCCAGUGCAGUAAUAGGAGCCCUGGACCGAUCCAUUGACCCCUGCCAUGAUUUCUACAACUUUGCCUGUGGUGGCUGGGUGAAGAAUAACCCCCUCCCUGAGGGCAAGUCCCGCUGGGGACCUUUCAGCAACCUCUGGGAGCACAACAUGCUUGUAAUGAAGCAUUUAUUAGAAAACAAGACGAUGAAAGGUCUGAGUAAAGCCGAGGAAAAGGCCCAGGGUUAUUAUCAGGCCUGCAUGAACGAGGCCAAGAUAGAGGAAUUAGGAGCUAAGCCAUUACAGGAGCUAAUCACCCAGAUAGGAGGGUGGGCCCUGACUGGACCCUGGGACAAGGACAACUUCCAAGAAGUUUUGCAAACAGUAUCAGCCAACUACCGCACUUCACCUUUCUUCACCGUGUUUGUCAGCACAGACUCCAAAAACUCCAACAGUAACAUCAUCCAGGUGGAUCAAUCCAGCCUGGGACUGCCUUCACGGGAUUACUACCUCAACAAAACAGCAAACGAAAAGUAUCUGACGGCAUACCUCAACUUCCUGGUGGAGUUAGGAGUUCUUCUGGGUGGCUCCAAGGAAACGUCUCGGUCGCUAAUGGAAGAGAUCGUGGACUUUGAAACCACUCUGGCCAACAUCACGGUCCCUCAGGAGGAGAGAAGGGAUGAAGAGCUCAUCUACCAUAAGAUGGAGGCCAAGGACCUGACAACUCUGGCUCCUGCAGUGGACUGGAUGCCGUACCUCACAGAAGUGUUUGCUCCUGUGCCGAUCAACGAGUCAGAGCCAGUGGUUGUUUAUGCCAAGGAAUAUCUACAGAAAGUUUCUGACCUCAUAACUAAAACAAAUAAAAGCCUACUCAACAAUUACAUGAUAAUGAAGGUGGUGAGGAAGAUGGUUUCUAUUUUGGACCAGAGGUUCCAGGAUGCUGAGCAGCGCUUCCUUGAGGUCAUGUAUGGAACCAAAAAGAGCUGCACUCCACGCUGGAAGCUGUGUGUCAGCGACACUGACAGCGCCCUGGGCUUUGCUCUUGGAGCCAUGUUUGUCAAAGCCACCGUUGCUGGGGACAGCAAGGCCAUUGCCGAAAAUAUGGUUGCAGAAAUAAAAUGGGCGUUUGAGGACAGCCUGAAGUAUGUGAGAUGGAUGGACGCAGAAACAAAGAAAGCAGCGAAAGAAAAGGCAGAUGCAAUAUACAACAUGGUCGGAUAUCCAGAGUUCAUCAUGAACGCCACAAAGCUGGACAAAGUGUUCAAUGAUUUCGAGGUGGUAUCAGAGCUCUACUUCCAAAAUGUCAUGCAGUACUACAACUUCUCAGCCAGAGUGACUGCAGACCAGCUGCGGAAAACUCCCAACAGAAACCAGUGGAGCAUGACCCCACCGACGGUGAAUGCAUAUUACAACCCGACCAAGAAUGAGAUGGUUCUGCCUGCAGGAAUCCUUCAGGCUCCGUUCUAUAGUCGAUCCUGGCCGAAAGCUCUGAACUUCGGUGGAAUAGGUGUAGUCAUGGGACAUGAGCUGACACACGCUUUUGAUGACCAAGGGAGGGAAUAUGACAAGGAUGGAAACCUGCGUCCCUGGUGGAAGAACUCUUCUGUGGAGGCUUUCAAGAAGCAGACUCAGUGCAUGGUGGAGCAGUACGGAAAUUACAGUAUCAACCAGGAGCCUCUGAAUGGAAAACACACUCUGGGGGAGAACAUUGCUGACAAUGGUGGACUCAAAGCUGCCUACAAGGCUUACAUGAACUGGAUCAAAAAGAACGGUGAGGAGGCCACACUGCCUGCCCUGGGAAUGACGAACCAUCAGCUGUUUUUUGUAGGAUUUGCCCAGAUAUGGUGCUCUGUCAGGACACCUGAGAGCUUGCACGAAGGCCUAAUCACAGAUCCUCACAGUCCGUCACGAUAUAGAGUCAUCGGCACCAUCUCCAACUCACAGGAAUUCUCAAAGCACUUUGGCUGCAAAGCUGAUGCUCCCAUGAACCCUAAACAUAAGUGUGAGCUUUGGUAACGCCUCAUUUCUUGGUGCUGUUUAUCAGCAAGGAGCAAAAUGGACGUUGGAGAAACAGCUAGAGAUACUGGCAAUGUCUCUCUGGACUAGGAAAUCACUGAAACUCCUAACGCCUUACCACUUAAUGCUAACCAGGCUCCUGAUCAGGACAAAAUGUGCCUGCUCUGUAUGGAGGAUUGUAAUCUUCAGUGCUUUUCCACAAAGACUGUUGGUUUAGCAAACAGCUUUUCCCAAACUCUGAAGUUAGAUGUAGUUAUAAAUGCGCUUUUAGAACACUGGAAACCCAAUCGAUGGUUAUAAAAAUUGGGGGAACCACUCUCAAACGCCUUGUUUGUCACAUAAAGUGAUGAAUAAGCCAAGUGACGUUUGUUCUUCUUGUAACUCUUCACUGUGCUUGGAUCUGCUCCAGUUUAUUUUUACUGUAUUUUAUUUAUGGUCACAAAUUUUUAUAUGACGGAAGACGCAAGAUUUUUAACCUAAUGGAAGAUGAAAAUCUGGUUCACAUAUGGACAACAACAGUUUGUCUUUUAGCCAUUGCAAUAUUUCAUUUUGUGUACAAUCUGGUCAGAGUUACAUUUUAUAGAGGUCAUAUUUGUGUUUAAAAACAAAGUAAUUUUUGUACCUGGUGUCAACAUAGCAGUAUCCUGUAUUUCUAUAAUGUAAGACCAAUACAAAUCAGAAACAAAAUGAAAGUCUUCAGAAAUUCACAGCAACAAAUUAAAGCAUGAGCUGUUUUUCUCCCAGAGAACUUGGCCAUGUAGGCUAAGCCAUAAUGUGCCAUACCUGUUUUUAUGAAUAAGAGUUCAUCACAUUAUUUUGUAUAAUAAAAUCAAUCUUAAAACAU